Molecule: messenger RNA, 1452 nt
Organism: Astrephomene gubernaculifera
Lineage: Eukaryota; Viridiplantae; Chlorophyta; Chlorophyceae; Chlamydomonadales; Astrephomenaceae
Source: the annotation of a GenBank genome assembly
UGCUCCUACCACGGCUGGCGCUUCGACGGCACGGGCGCCUGCACCCGCAUUCCGCAGGCGCUGGACCCGGCGGCCGAAGCCGCGGCGUGCAGGAGCCGCCGCGCCUGCGCCACUGCCUACCCCGUGAGGCUGGAGGCUGGCAUGCUGUGGGUCUGGCCGGAUGACUCCCCGGACGCCGCCGCCACCGCUGCGGCCGCCCCCCUCCUGAUGACCUCCAGACUACGUCAGCGGGGAGCCGAGUACGACAAACACGUGGGGACUCGCCUGGCUACAGCUGGUACUGCGCCCAGGGAGCCACGUGCUGGGCCGCCACCUACCCCUGCCUCCGCCACCACCACCGCUGGCAAUGCGCCAACAACAACAGCAGCCUCGCAAGUGCAGCAGGCUCCGAAACCCAUCGACUGGUUCGUUCGUGAGAUGCCAAUGAGUUAUGAGGUCCUGAUUGAGAACCUGCUGGACCCGGCGCACCUGCCCUUCAGCCACCACGGCCAGACACCAGCGCUCAAGAGGUCAGCUGGGAAAGCCAUGCCCAUGCGGCCUCGCAAGACGCCAACUGCUCCCAGCAACGCAGUCCCCGCGGCAGCGGCAUCUGCUGAUGCCCCUGCCACCACCGUCGCUAGCAGCAACCAAGACGGCAGCCACAGCCAAGCCUCCAUCCCCUACCACUGGUCUCGACCCACGGGUCCGGACGUCGAGAUGGACUUCGCGGGCAACAUCAGUCCCAAUGCCACCAUCAGCUGGACUGCGCCGCACCUGGUUACCUAUAGCUACCGCAUGGGGCAGACCGAGAUGCUGAUAGAGCUGUUGGCGGUGCCGGUGGCACCUGGCCGCAGCCGUUUCCUCUCCCCGAACACCGUCCCCAUGCCCGGCAGCAAGCCGCCGCCCCUGCCGCCGCUGCACUUGCUGGGGCUGCAGCGCGCUGCCUUCCUCCUCAUGAUGAAGCUCGACCCCGUGGUGACCCACCACCGCGCCCUCAACCAAGUUCUGGACGGGGACACCGUGUUCCUGUGUUCGCAGGACGAGCUGCUACGCGGCAUGCAGGCGGAAGCGGAUGCCGAGGCGGCCGCCGGAAGCAGCAGCAGUGCCGGCACUAGCGGUGCUGGCAGCAGCAGCGGCAGCAGCAGCGACGCCACCACCACGGGCGGCGGCGACAGCGAUUCUGGGGCUGGCAAGUGGUCGCGGCUAUACUUCCUGCCCACGCAAGCGGACAGGGCGGUGCUGGCAGCUCGCCGUUGGCUGGAGGAGCGGGCGGGCGGCGGACCCUUCAGCAGGAGGCAGCAAAGGGAGCAGAAGGCGGCGGGUGCCCGACCUUUGGGUGGUGAAGGGAUGGGUCUGCCGCCAACGUCGCAGCAGAGGCAGCAAAUGCCACCAGUUGUCCUGACCCCUCUCUCCAGCCCCGAGGUCCGCGCCCGCCUGCUGAGCCGCUACGAGCAGCACACGCGCCACUGCCCC